AUGUUAAGAACUCAGCGUGCCAUAUCUUCUUGUAUUAAAAGAAUAAGUCCCUACAAUACAAUAUGCUCACCAUGUAGUCGUCGGUCUUUCACUCAAAAAUUAGUCAGAGCCAAUGACAUUGUUCUGUUGAAGCCGGAGACGAAUCCAAGGGCGGUACCUACUUUGUCGAAGCCUCUAAAACCAGGUGAUUCUCUUGUAUUCAGGGAUCACAGAAAAGUCAAGGCAGAUGACGUUAUUGGAAAACCAUACAGGUCUGUAGUGGCUGGUGGUAGAAGAGCAUUAUUUCGCAUAUAUGAACCUACACUUGGUCAAUACUGUGAUAAUGCUCCAAGGAUUGUGACACCUAUCUAUUCCUCAGAUGCAAGCUUAAUUGUUUCUUUACUGGAUCUCAAUUUUAGGGCAGUAUCAUCUAGUCAGUAUGAGAAUGCUAUAGAGAGUGAGAAGUUCUGUCCCAAUAGGCCACUUAAUGAACCUGUUGUUUCGCAAGAUGAAGAUAAUUUGAAGCCUGCAUCGUCUCCUAAGAGUGAAAAUCUGGAAACUACAGAUACUCUACAGAAGGAUAAUAUGCUGGAAGAUAUUAAGGGACUGCCUAGCGAGCCGACGGAACUUACAGAUGCAGAAAUGUACGAAGAUCUGGAUUUCGUGGAACAAAAUGAUGAAACACUGGAGAUUUUCGAGGCUGGUACCGGUGCCGGUUCAUUAACUUUGCAUCUUGCUCGAGCGAUCCAUGGAGCAAACACAAGGGCUCCGCCAAUACCGAAGCUUCCUAAGACAAGGGGAAAGGUUGACCCAGAUGACGAUAUCUACCGAUUGGGAGGCGAUUUUGGCAAGAGAAAUGAGGAACUGACUAAUCUAUACAAUGAAUGGCGUUCACAGCGACGAGCUGUGAUUCACAGCUUAGAUGCGGAUGAACGCCACUCGAGACAUGCACAAAGAACUGUAAGAAACUACCGUCAUGGAGUGUAUUUCCCCCACAUCGAUUUUCAUGUUGGUAGCAUUCAUGAUUACCUUUCGAAACGUUUGGAAGAGACUAAAGGUGUUUUCCUCGAUCACGCCAUCUUAGAUAUACCCGGUAUACAAGACGAGAUGGAAAUCGUGGGAAAAUGCAUGAAACCUGACGGGCGUUUAAUCACAUGGUGCCCUAGUAUCACACAGCAUAUGAAGUGUCUGGAAAUUGUGAAAGGGAAGAAAUUGCCAUUCGUGUUGGAUCGGGUUUUAGAACUGGGAUCGCAACUUAGUACAGGAGGACGAGAAUGGGAAGUGAGAUCAGUAAAGCCUCGAGCACUGAUCAAAGCCGAGAAGAAAGCCAAAGCUGAGGAAAUGGAGAGAGAGGACAGAUCCAAAACUGCCUUUGCCGUUAACGAAUGGCUCACUAAGAUUUCAAGCACAGAGGUGGAUGAGGUGGCCAGUGAAGAUGUAGAGAUAUCCGAAUCUGAAAGUGUUACUGUCCAAGCAAGUACAGGAGAAGAUAGCGAUCUUACUGAUAUGUCAGGAUGGGAAAUGAUAUGUAGACCUAAAGUUGGAGAUAGAAUAACGGGUGGAGGAUUCGUUGGAGUUUGGAAGAAGAUGGACAUGGACGUUUAA
Molecule: messenger RNA, 1584 nt
Organism: Botrytis byssoidea
Lineage: Eukaryota; Fungi; Ascomycota; Leotiomycetes; Helotiales; Sclerotiniaceae
Exons: 3
Coding region: 1-1584 (527 amino acids)
Biological process (GO): tRNA methylation
Cellular component (GO): tRNA (m1A) methyltransferase complex
Source: RefSeq, a predicted model, not a curated record